AUGUCUUGGCUCUUCGGCUCUCUCCAACCAGACGAUCCACAUGAUGAAGCCAAGCAACCACAGAGUCCUUCCAGUUCCCGCGUACCAAACGACUUGUCGUUUCUCGGCCAAACCCUCGGUCGCCAACUCCGCGGCGUCGCCAGCUUCCUCGUUCCACCACCACCAUCAUCAUCACCGUCCCACGACGCCGUUCCCUCCUCCAAUUCUCAACCGCAGCCGCCGUCACAAUCGCAAUCGCAAUCGCAACCGCUUUUAGGAAUCCGAAACGAUCUGGUGGAGAUCGGCGGCAGCUUCAAGAGCGGUCUCUCGCUUCUCUCUACAAAUAGUAACAAAGCCGUCACUGAGAUCUCCAAGUUCGCUUCGAACUUGUUGCAGCUUCAGAACAAAGCUCUGGAAGACGAUGCUGAUGAUGAUGAUGACGGUUCCGUGCCGGGGAUUACCGACGACGUUAUCGGUUUCGUCACCGAAAUUUCGGUGCUGCCAAACUAUUGGACCGACUUUCCUAUACCAGUCGAUCAUGAUUUCAGCAUGUCUGAUGCUCAGAGAGAACAUGCCUCCACUGUUGAACGAUUGGUUCCAGGCUUUGCAGACCUAAGAAACAGACUUGGCAGUUCCAUGAGCGAGAAACGAUUUUGGAUGAUCUAUUUCUUGCUGUUGCUUCCGAGACUAAAUGAACACGAUUUUGAGCUUCUAUCAACCCCCAAGAUUGUUGAAGCAAGAGACGUGCUUCUGCACAAGCUUCAAAACAAGAGGAACACACAGGUGGAUAGCUGUGAGAAGUCAAUUCUUGAUUCACCUAAAAAGGACAUCCAGGUUGGAAAGGCACAAGGGGUGGAAAUCUCAUCUCAAGAAAAUGAAGCUUUGACUGAGAUAGUUAAUACAGCAGGAAGGUUAAAGAUCGAUGACGAAGAGAGCACUGAGCAGUGGUCUGAAGAGGCAAGUAUUAGUUCUGGCACUUUCGUGGAUGGCCAAAGGAAACAUGAAACUGAAGAGGAUAUCUCAUUCAGCGAUUUAGAGGACGAUGAAAAUGACCUUUCUAGUUCUACUAGACUAUCAGGCCUAAGGCGAGGACGAGACGUCAGGGCAUGUUCACCCUAUGGAUCAAAUGACUGGGUUCAGCUGAAUAGAAGUUCUGAGAUUGAGGGUGGCCAGCGAAAGGCUGGUCAGUCAAAAGAGAGAGAUUCAGAAGGUGAGGAUUCAAAUGACUGGCUUACUGUAGAUGGGUUUGAUUAG
This is a messenger RNA of Prunus armeniaca (apricot), 1233 nucleotides long. The record is from the annotation of a GenBank genome assembly. Lineage: Eukaryota; Viridiplantae; Streptophyta; Magnoliopsida; Rosales; Rosaceae.